Molecule: messenger RNA, 4892 nt
Organism: Phycodurus eques (leafy seadragon)
Lineage: Eukaryota; Metazoa; Chordata; Actinopteri; Syngnathiformes; Syngnathidae
Gene: scyl1
Product: SCY1-like, kinase-like 1
Exons: 18
Coding region: 74-2632 (852 amino acids)
Biological process (GO): protein phosphorylation
Molecular function (GO): ATP binding; protein kinase activity
Source: RefSeq, a predicted model, not a curated record
GUUCCGUUUCCAAGCUAGCUGUAGUUCUGUAAUGAGUAUGAUUGUUUGAUGAGGAGUGAGGUGGAACGAGGAGAUGUGGUCCUUUUUCGCCAGGGAUCCAGUCAAAGACUUCGCUUAUGAAAUUAUUCCAGACAGCCAGGAGAAGUCUGGAAUAUGGUCGCUCCACCGGGGGAAGCGAAAGUCCAACGCAGAGCCGGUGUCGGUGUUCGUGCAUGAGGUGGCUCAGGGAUUGGAGCAGCAGACUCAGCUGGCAAAGGCAGCCUUCAAGCGGAUGAAGACCCUUCGCCACCCCAACAUCCUGGCCUACGUUGAUGGCUUGGAGACGGAGAAGAGCCUGUACCUGGUAACUGAACAGGUGACUCCCUUGGCCAUUCACUUGAAGGGUGGUCCUAGUGAACUGGAGGUUUCCUGGGGUUUGCAUCAGAUAGUGAAAGCUCUGAGUUUCUUAGUAAAUGAUUGCCACCUGCUCCAUAACAACUUGGGUGUGUGGGCCAUCUUUGUUGAUCGAGCUGGAGAGUGGAAGCUGGGGUCCCUCGACCAUGUUGCCCCGGAACAGGGUGACCCAAGCGGGGCCUUGCUUCCUGAUCCGAAGGCUGUUUACCCAGGCAUGGAGAAGUACGACCCGCCAGAGAUGCCCAAUUGCAGCGGAGAGAAAUGGGCUGGGGAGGUGUGGCGGUUAGGCUGUCUGAUCUGGGAAGUGUUUAACGGGCCACUUGCCCGAACAGCCUCACUUCGUUCACUAGGGAAGAUCCCCAAGGCCCUGGUUCCUCAUUACUGUGAGCUGGUCGGCGCCAAUCCACGGGCUCGGCCCAAUCCAGGCUGCUUCCUUCAGAACUGCCGACGUCCCGGAGGGUUCCUCAGUAACAGCUUUGUGGAGAGCAACCUCUUCCUGGAGGAGAUUCAGAUCAAGGAACCAGCCGAGAAGCAGCAAUUCUUCCAGGAUCUGAGUGACAACCUGGACUCUUUCCCAGAGGACUUCUGUAAACACAAGGUCCUGCCUCAACUGCUCACCGCCUUCGAGUUUGGGAAUGCCGGCGCUGUAGUCCUCACUCCACUUUUCAAGGUGGGGAAGUUCCUGUCUGCUGAAGAAUACCAACAGAAGAUCAUCCCUGUCAUCGUGAAGAUGUUUUCCUCCACAGACAGGGCUAUGAGGAUACGACUGCUCCAGCAGAUGGAGCAGUUCAUUCAAUAUCUUAAUGAAGCAGCGGUGAAUUCACAGAUUUUCCCUCAUGUUGUUCACGGGUUUACUGACACCAACCCUGCCAUCAGAGAGCAGACCGUUAAGUCUAUGUUGCUGCUGGCUCCCAAACUCAACGAGUGCAACUUGAACCAAGAGCUCAUGCGCCAUUUUGCCAAGCUGCAGGCCAGGGAUGAGCAGGGCCCAAUCCGAUGCAACACCACUGUCUGCCUCGGAAAGAUCGCCUCCUACCUCAAUGCCGGGACACGACAGCGAGUUCUGAUUUCUGCAUUCUCACGAGCCACAAAAGACCCCUUCGCAGCAUCGCGUUCUGCUGGUGUGCUCGGCUUUGCUGCCACACACCACUACUAUAGCCUAACAGAGGUUGCCGCCCGAAUCUUGCCUGCACUUUGUGCUGUUACUGUCGACCCUGACAAGAGCGUCAGGGAGCAGGCUUUCAAAGCUAUUAAGAGUUUCAUCUCCAAGCUGGAAACCGUGUCAGAAGAUCCUACCAAGCUGGCUGAGAUAGAAAAGGAUGUUGGGUCGUCUGCUCAGCCACCCGGCACCUCUUCUGGCUGGACCGGCUGGGCUGUGACCGGUAUGUCCUCGUUGACAUCCAAGUUGAUACGCAACGCACCAGGGACAGUGGGAGGGGAGACAACUGAGAGCAGCGGGGCUUCAAACGCCACCAGCGUGACCCCCACCGGCACCAACGGAGGUCCUGGUCCUGGAGAGAAAAGUUCACACACCUACCUGACCCAAAGUUCUAAUGCCUCAAGCCCUGUGGACCGGUCACAUACUCUUGAAGGGACGGAUAAUGAUGAGGAGCCAGGAGAGCGCUGGGAUGAUGAGGAAGAUUGGGGGAGUUUAGAGGACUCAGAGAAAGGUCGGGCUGAGAAGGUUGACUGGAAUACUGAUUGGUCGGGAAUAAAAUCAUCCAAAAAGAACACCGGUGAACAAGGAGUGGCCAGGUCAUCAUCCACCAUGCCGGUGAAAAAGCAAAGCUCAGACUGGAGCAGUUCAGGCUGGGACGCUGACGACAGCUGGUCCAACGAGAAAGAGGGCCAGGGCCAGAGUUCGACUGGCGAAGAGGGUUGGGACAACGAAUGGGGAGAGGGGGAGACGGACGUCGUCAGUACCGCCCUGCCUGAGGGGAUCCGCUUGGCCAGCGAGUACAACUGGGAAAGCAAAGGACCCAGUCAGAGCGACCUGUUCGCUUGUGUGGCACAGAGAAACACAGAGGCCCUCACGCGUGGCGUUGGCUGGAAUACAGAUGCAACAGAAGACUGGGGCACUGAAGAAACUUGGGAAGCGCUAGAUGGAAAUCAAGGUCUGAGCAAGGCCGAGCUGUCCAAGAAGAAACGAGAAGAGAGAAGGAAAGAGCUGGAGGCCAAACGGGCGGAGCGCAAGGCUGCCAAAGGUCCCCUCAAGCUGGGUGCACGCAAACUGGACUGAUGGUGCGUUUCACCAGGUACGACCAUGACCUGCAUUGACUGAACAAGGGCCACCAUAUGGAGGCUCCACAUUCCUAGUAAAGAGCCACCGACGAGAAUGGGAACUUCUUUUAGAACUGUCGCUCACUUGGACAACAUAGCUUUGGAUUCUCUGCUGAUCAUCAACGCAGAAACUUGGAGGCGGUUGACACUGCAGAAAUCCCUUGUUUAUCUCGCAUUGUACUAUUAAAUGGGAGCAAAAAGCAACAAGGGUUCAUGGCACAAUAUUCGGGUUUGGGGUUCAUAACACAAUAUUCGUGUUCGCGCUUCAUAAAACACUCAGUUGUAAAGUAAAUGUAUAUAAAAUGGAGCCUUUUGUCUUAAAAUGACACUUCUUCAAAUAGUAAUGUAAUAUAUACACACUCACAGUGGGGCAAAAAAGUAUUUAGUCAGCCAGCAAUUGUGCAAGUUCUCCCACUUAAAAAGAUAAGCGAGGCCUAUCAUUUUCAUCAUAGGUAUACCUCACUCAUGAGAGACAACAUUAGGGAAACAAAUUCAGAAAAUCACAUUGUCUGAUUUUUAAAGAAUCUAUUAGCAAAUUAUGGUGGAAAAUAAGUAUUUAGUCAAGAACAAAAGUUCAUCUCAAUACUUGAUAUGCCCUUUUUCGGCAAUGACAGAGGUCAAACGUUUUCUGUAACUCUUCACAAGGUUUUCACACACGGUUGCUGAUAUUUUGGCCCAUUCCUCCAUGCCGAUCUCCUCUAGAGCAGUGAGGUUUUGGGGCUGUCGCUGGGCAACACAGACUCCCUCCAAAGAUUUUCUAUGGGGUUAAGAUCUGGAGAUUGGCUAGGCCAUUCCCGGACCUUGAAAUGCUUCUUACGAAGCCACUCCUUCGUUGCCCGGGCGGUGUGUUUGGGAUCGUUGUCAUGCUCAAAGACCAAGCCACGUUUCGUCUUCAAUGCCCUUGCUGAUGGAAGGAGGUUUUCACUCAAAAUCUCACAAUACAUGGCCGAUUCAUUCUUUCCUUUACACGGAUCACCUUUACACCUUUGCAGAAAAACAGCCCUAAAGCAUGAUGUUUCCACCCCCAUGCUUCACAGUAGGUAUGGUUGUUCUUUGGAUGCAACUCAGCAUUCUUUCUCCUCCAAACACAACAAGUUGAGUUUUUACCAAAAAGUUCUAUUUUGGUUUCAUCUGACCAUAUGACAUUCUCCCAAUCCUCUUCUGGAUCAUCCAGAUGCUCUCUAGCAAACUUUAAAUGGGCAUGGACAUGUACUGGCUUAAGCAGGGGGACACAUCUGGCACUGCAGGAUUUGAGUCCCUGGUGGCGUAGUGCAUUACUGAUGGUAGCCUUUGUUACUUUGGUCCCUGCUCUCUGCAGUUCAUUCACUAGCUCCCCCCCCCCAUCUGGUUCUGGGAUUUUUACUCACCGUUCUUGUGAUCAUUUUGACCCCACGGGGUGAGAUCUUGUGUGGAGUCCCAGAUCGAGGGAGCUUAACAGUGUCUUUCAUUUUUUUUCUAAAAGUUGCUCCCACAGUUGAUUUCUUCACACCAAGCUGCUUACCUAUUGCAGAUUCAGUCUUCCCAACCUGGUGCAGGUGUACAAUUUUGUUUUUGGUGUCCUUUGACAGCUUUUCGGUCUUGGCCAUUGUGGAGUUUGGACUGUGACUGUUUGAGGUUGUGGACAGGUGUCGUUUAUACUGAUAACGAGUUCAAACAGGUACCAUUGAUAUAGGUAACGAGUGGAGGACAGAGGAGCCUCUUGAAGAAGAAGUUACAGCUCUGUGAGAGCCAGAAAUCUUUGUUCUUUAAAAAUCAGACACUGUGAUUUUUUUUUUUUUUUCCCUCUCUCUCAUUUGGUAUCUCAUAGGUGUGGUAUACCGAUGAUGAAAAUUAUAGGCCUCUCAUCUUUCUAAGUGGGAGUACUUGCACAAUUGGUGGCUGACUAAAUACUUUUUCGCCCCAGUUUGUGUGUGUGUGUGUGUGUGUGUGUGUGUGAGCCUAUCCCAGCUAUCAUCGGGCAGGAGGCGGGGUACACCCUGAACUGGUUGCCAGCCAAUCGCAGGGCACAAACAAACAAACAAACAACCAUUCGCACUCACAGUCACACCUACGGGCAAUUUAGAGUCUCCAAUUCAUGCAUGUUUUUGGGAUGUGGGAGGAAACCGGAGUGCCCAGAGAAAACCCAUGCAGGCACGGGGAGAACAUGCAAACUCCACACAGGGGAUUGAACCCGGGUCUUCAGAACUGUGAGGCUGACGCUCUAACCAGUCGCCCACCGU